UACGCGGAAGUCAGCCUGUUCAAGCCCGUCCUUCUCUGGGUGAGCGCAGCGGGCAGCUCUGGGCCAAUCUGCGACCCUCGGUCACGAGCCCGUGUGCCCCAGAGGGUGCCCGGACAGAGAAUUCCAGAAAGAAGAAUCUGAGGACCCAGCCUUGGAGAACAACAUUAUUUACACAGGAAUUCUGAAGACAUCCUAAGAGGAAUACAUCUGAAGAGGCAGAUGAGUGCCUUCUGUUCUGCGUAUUGUGUUAAUUUAGUUCUGGGAUUUCAGUAAGGACUCUUAAAUAAGAGACCUUAGAUGCUAAGCACUUAAUAGCCUGCUGCUGUGUCUCACAAAUAUGGUUAUCUGAAUCAUCUACAUCCAUACAAACUUACUUUAAAACCAGAUUCCAAGGCUGCACUUCAGGUUUACAGAAUCAGAAUUUUAUGAAAUUAUGCCAAGAAUUUGAGUUUUUAGCAAGUGACUCUUAUUCUGCCACUAAGAUAAUUUGUAUUCUCAUUAUAGUUUUAGAGCCUCUGAUGUCGUAGGUGAUAAUGAACAUGAUCAUCAAUAAUAUUAGGUUGAGGAAUUUAUUUGUUCAUCUUUGAAAGUUUAUGUCAUUAAAUAAGAGCAACUAGUCUGUUGUAUUGUGGGAAAUAGCACAUAUUCAUAGCCAAACAUAAGGAAAUAUCUUAAACUCAUGCCAUAUCAUUUUAGUAACAUUUUAUGAAAGCUCUUACCACAGUUUUUAAAACCACUUCCCUCUUGUGGAAAGUUUUUACUUUUUCACUUUAUUUCUAUUAUAGAUAAUGUCUUUAUUUUAGAAGUAGUAAACCAUAUCACUAUAAAAUUGUAGAUUCUAGAGUCGUAGUUCCUGAGUUUAAAUUAUAGCUCCUUUACCCCUGUAAUUGGGGAAAAAUCAGUUUCCUCAUCUGUAAUAGGUGUGUCAGCAUAUGUAUAAUUUCAUUGAGUUGUUAGAAUUAAAUGGGUAAACAAUUACAAAAUACUUAAAGUAGUUCCUGUCACAUCAUGACCAUUUAAUAAAUAUGGAUUUUGUGUGAAUCUAGAAUCUAAUUAUGUUAAACAAUUUCUCUAUGAUAAAAUUUCAGGAUGUUUCUGCUAUUUAUGUUCAUUGCUUUUCAAAAAGAUAGUAUCAGUUUAUGUUACAAUUGUAAAUGCAAUGUUGCAAUGUAUCACUGGUAUGUGGAUGUAAGUGCAGGUUAAUUUGUAAGCUUGUGGAAGACUGGGACCUUAUUGGUCUGUCUUUCUUGUUGGUGCUAGAGAUCAAACCCAGGCCUUUGCAAAUACUACAUAUGGUUUCUACCACUGUGUUAUGCUCCCAGCUCUUUUUAAGUCUUUUGUUACUUUCAAUGUCGCUAGGUGAAUUUUGAUAAAUUAUAGUUGCUUUUGAAAGAUCAUGUUAAAGAAAUAUGCUAAAAAUCUGUAUCUGUGUGUGUGUUUUUUCUUUAAAAUAGACUGUGAAGCCAUGGCCAUUCUUUUUGCUGUUGUUGCCCGGGGAACCACGAUCCUUGCCAAACAUGCUUGGUGUGGAGGAAACUUCCUGGAGGUGACAGAGCAGAUUCUGGCUAAGAUACCUUCUGAAAAUAACAAACUAACGUACUCACAUGGCAAUUAUUUGUUUCAUUACAUCUGCCAAGACAGGAUUGUAUAUCUUUGUAUCACUGAUGAUGAUUUUGAACGUUCCAGAGCCUUCAAUUUUCUGAAUGAGGUAAAGAAAAGAUUUCAGACUACUUAUGGUUCAAGAGCACAGACAGCACUUCCAUAUGCCAUGAAUAGUGAGUUCUCAAGUGUCUUGGCUGCACAAUUGAAGUAUCACUCUGAGAAUAAGGGAGUAGACAGAGUGAUGGAGACUCAAGCUCAAGUGGAUGAACUGAAAGGAAUCAUGGUCAGAAACAUAGAUCUGGUUGCUCAGCGGGGAGAAAGAUUGGAAUUAUUGAUAGACAAAACAGAAAAUCUUGUGGAUUCAUCUGUUACCUUCAAAACUACCAGCAGAAAUCUUGCUCGAGCCAUGUGUAUGAAGAAUAUCAAACUCACUAUCAUCAUCAUCAUCAUAUCAAUUGUCUUCAUCUAUAUCAUUGUGUCACCUCUCUGUGGUGGAUUUACAUGGCCAAACUGUGUGAAGAAAUAAAGAAGCUGUUAACCAAGGAUAAGAGGGA
Dipodomys spectabilis (banner-tailed kangaroo rat) is the source of this 2156-nucleotide messenger RNA. RefSeq names its product vesicle associated membrane protein 7 (gene Vamp7). The transcript is spliced from 8 exons. Gene Ontology annotation, molecular function: SNAP receptor activity; SNARE binding. Gene Ontology annotation, biological process: vesicle fusion; exocytosis. NCBI's taxonomy places the organism in Eukaryota, Metazoa, Chordata, Mammalia, Rodentia, Heteromyidae. The coding region runs from base 1397 to 2128 and encodes 243 amino acids. Gene Ontology annotation, cellular component: SNARE complex; membrane. The record is from RefSeq and is a predicted model, not a curated record.